UUGGGGAAAAUGCGAAUGUAGGUUGGCGACACUGGGCUUUUCGAUUUUUGUAAAAUGUAGUUUGUAAAUGUUUUCGGGCUGACUUCUACGGUAUUUGCUAAUCAGACAUGUAUUGGUGGCUCAUGUUCGCAACACUUAGGGUGGCUUUAGUGUUUGUACCUCAAACGGGCUAUAUUCAUCCAGACGAAUUCUUCCAGACGACAGAAGUCGCGUCGGGUGACAUAUUUGGACUCAAGAUUUACCGCUCGUGGGAGUUCACUGACAAGAAUCCGCUGCGAAGUGCUGCUGUCAUUCAUCUUAUCUAUGGGCCGCCUUUGUUCCUCCUCCGUCUUUUGGUGGGUUCGUCACCGUCCCCCUACCUGCUGCUUGUCUUCCCAAGAUUCUUCGUCUGCUUGUUGUCAUUCGUCUGCGACUAUGUUCUGUACCGCACCAGCAAAGGACGAGCCGACGGCAGCCAUCGCUGCCUGCUUCAGCUUGCGACAUCUUACGUUGUAGUUGUUUUUCAUACCAGAACGUUCAGCAAUUCCGUCGAGUCCUGUCUUUUGGCGUUACUCUUUCUUUUAGUCAAUUCGAAAAGUGCGUUGUUGCUGUCUGCCGUACUUGUGUUUGGUUUCUUCAACCGACCAACGUUUCUUAUUUGGGCUUUCCCCGUCGUAGUUCCCUGGCUAGCAAAAAAGAAACGCCUUCUAGCUCUACUCCCAACUUGCAUCUGCUUUACGAUAGCAUUUAUAUUAGCCGAUACCCUUUAUUAUAGGCCAGAAUCAUUCGCAAAGAUAUUUGUCUCUCCUCUUUCUAUUAAGUUACCAACGGAUGUAGUCAUCACCCCACUAAACUUCAUCCUGUACAAUCUGAACAGCUCCAACCUCGAGUCUCACGGCGUGCACCCACGCUGGUUGCACAUCAUUGUUAAUGUGCCAGCGCUCUUUAAUGUAGCUGGAGUUGUUUCAAUUUGGACUGCGAUCAGGAUUUUAUUCAGUGCAUCCAAAUGCACUGAUGCCACUGACAGAACUGCAGCACAAACCCUCCUCUUUUCCCUGGCUGUUUUCUCCAUCUUCUGUCACCAGGAAGCUCGUUUUCUGGUUCCCCUCACAGUCCCCGUAACUCUUCUGAGUUACCGCGUUCUUACCUUCAACAAGCUGUUCACUCUAGUUUGGGCCUUGGCCAACAUAGUUUGUCUAGUGUUUUUCGGUUUCAUACAUCAGGGUGGCGUGGUGCCAUGCAUGAUGAAACUCCACUCGACGUGCCAUACCCAUGAAUGUCAGCCAGGGCACGUUAUCUUCACGCAGACCUACAUGCCCCCUCGUCACCUCUUGAGCGUUCCGAGUGCCUGCGGGGAAUUCGUUGUGACAGACCUUGGUGGGAAGUUGCCGUCGGAGUCGUUACUUUUAAGCGUACCAAAGACAAUUUUGGUGGCUCCGUCGUGGGUGCAAAGUGAGAGAAUGCGAAAGUUGUUUGAAUGCGCUCCACACUGGAGUGGAGAGCACUCAUCGAACAAUGUACUCCAGCUGUACAGCUUACAGGUGCUAGAAGUGGAGCCAGAAUCAAGUUUGCAUAAUAAAACAACUGCAAGGAAGACAUUGUAACACAUUCUUAUGGUCGCUGUUCAUUUUAAUUCCGUCUGUCCACAAACUCGUGCAAGGGUGCAUUUAGGGUGCACAAGUAAUGAUAAUCUAUCAAAUAUUGGGGUGCUUGGAGAAACAGCAACGACAGAAGUGUAUGAUUUAACUAUUGUAUGUGUUUUUUGGAUGUUUUGACAGAUGUACAAACUAGGUGGCGAUCAUGGUCUGUUUCCCAGUGUUGUACUCAUUACCAAAAAAAAGGUAACAUGAUACGAUACGUGCUACCUAAGAACAAAGUAAUGAAAUCCCGAUGUCGACACAUUCAUAAAAGUAACUGAAAACCACUACCAUUACCAAUAAAAGGUAACGCGAAA
Ornithodoros turicata is the source of this 1933-nucleotide messenger RNA. It is a transcript of the gene PIG-Z, whose product is annotated as GPI mannosyltransferase 4-like. The record is from RefSeq and is a predicted model, not a curated record. NCBI's taxonomy places the organism in Eukaryota, Metazoa, Arthropoda, Arachnida, Ixodida, Argasidae. Gene Ontology annotation, cellular component: endoplasmic reticulum membrane. The coding region runs from base 108 to 1583 and encodes 491 amino acids. Gene Ontology annotation, biological process: GPI anchor biosynthetic process. Gene Ontology annotation, molecular function: alpha-1,2-mannosyltransferase activity. The transcript is spliced from 2 exons.